AUGAGCUUUGUGCAAAAGGGAACCUGGUUACUUCUAGCUCUGCUUCAUCCCACUGUUAUUUUGGCGCAACAGAGUUCGGAGGAUGGCUGCACCUAUCUCGGUCAGACCUAUGCAGCUCGAGAUGUCUGGAAGCCGGAACCAUGCCAAGUAUGUGUCUGUGACGCAGGAUUAGUUCUCUGCGAUGACAUACUAUGUGAUGAGGAAGGUUUAGACUGCCCCAACCCAGAAAUCCCAUUUGGAGAAUGUUGUGCAAUUUGCCCACCGAGUCCAAGACCUACUACAGGUCCUUCUGUUGGUCAAGGACGUCAAGGCCCCAAAGGAGAUCGAGGCCCUCCUGGUAUUCCUGGGAGAAAUGGUGACCCUGGUAUCCCAGGGCAACCAGGUUCCCCUGGUUCUCCUGGCUCCCCUGGAAUCUGUGAACCAUGUCCUGGUGGUCAGAACUAUUCUCCCCAGUAUGACUCUUAUGACGUCAAGGCUGGAGGUUUAGGAGCAGGAGCUGGCUUUCCUGGUCCAGCUGGUCCUCCAGGCCCUCCUGGCCCCCCUGGUACAUCUGGUCAUCCUGGUUCCCCUGGUUCGCCAGGAUACCAAGGUCCCCCCGGUGAACCAGGGCAAGCUGGUCCUGCAGGCCCUCCAGGACCUCCUGGUGCUAUAGGUCCAUCUGGUCCUGCUGGAAAAGAUGGAGAGUCAGGAAGACCCGGACGACCCGGAGAGCGAGGAUUGCCUGGACCUCCCGGUGUGAAAGGCCCAGCUGGCAUGCCUGGAUUCCCUGGUAUGAAAGGACACAGAGGCUUUGAUGGACGAAAUGGAGAAAAGGGUGAAACAGGUGCUCCUGGGUUAAAGGGUGAAAAUGGUCUUCCAGGUGAAAAUGGAGCUCCUGGACCCAUGGGUCCAAGAGGGGCUCCUGGUGAGAGAGGACGGCCAGGACUUCCUGGAGCUGCAGGGGCUCGAGGUAAUGAUGGUGCUCGAGGUAGCGACGGUCAACCAGGCCCUCCUGGUCCCCCAGGAACUGCAGGAUUCCCUGGAUCCCCUGGUGCUAAGGGUGAAGUUGGACCUGCAGGAUCCCCUGGUUCAAAUGGAUCCCCUGGACAAAGAGGAGAACCCGGACCUCAGGGACAUGCUGGUGCUCAAGGUCCUCCUGGCCCUCCUGGGAAUGCUGGGAGUCCUGGUGGUAAAGGUGAAAUGGGUCCUGCUGGCAUUCCUGGAGCUCCUGGGUUAAUGGGAGCCCGGGGUCCUCCAGGACCACCUGGUGCUAAUGGUGCUCCUGGACAGCGAGGUGGUGCGGGUGAACCUGGUAAGAAUGGUGCCAAAGGAGAGCCAGGACCACGUGGUGAACGUGGAGAAGCUGGUUCCCCAGGCAUUCCAGGACCCAAGGGUGAAGACGGCAAAGAUGGAUCACCUGGCGAACCUGGUGCAAAUGGAAUACCAGGAGCUGCAGGAGAAAGGGGUGCCCCUGGAUUCCGAGGACCUGCUGGACCAAAUGGCAUUCCAGGAGAAAAGGGUCCUGCUGGGGAACGUGGUGGUCCAGGCCCUGCAGGUCCCAGAGGAGCAGCUGGAGAACCUGGCCGAGAUGGUGCCCCGGGAAGUCCAGGAAUGAGGGGUAUGCCUGGAAGCCCAGGAGGACCAGGCAAUGAUGGAAAACCAGGACCUCCCGGAACACAAGGAGAAAGUGGUCGCCCGGGUCCUCCUGGGCCAUCUGGUCCCCGAGGUCAGCCUGGUGUCAUGGGUUUCCCUGGUCCUAAAGGAAACGAUGGUGCUCCUGGCAAGAAUGGAGAACGAGGUGGCCCUGGAGGGCCUGGCCUUCCGGGUCCCCCUGGAAAGAAUGGUGAAACUGGUCCUCAGGGUCCCCCAGGACCUACUGGGCCAUCUGGUGACAAGGGAGACUCAGGACCUCCUGGUCCCCAAGGAUUACAAGGCUUACCUGGAACUGGUGGUCCUCCAGGAGAAAAUGGAAAACCUGGUGAACCAGGUCCAAAGGGAGAAGCUGGUUCUCCUGGAGCUCCCGGAGGAAAGGGUGAUGCUGGUGCUCCUGGGGAACGUGGGCCUCCUGGGUUGGCAGGGACCCCAGGUAUCAGAGGUGGAGCUGGUCCCCCUGGCCCCGAAGGAGGAAAGGGUCCUGCUGGUCCCCCUGGGCCACCUGGUACUGCUGGUUCUCCUGGUCUGCAAGGGAUGCCUGGAGAAAGAGGAGGUCCUGGAGGUCCUGGCCCAAAAGGUGACAAGGGUGAACCAGGUAGUGCUGGUGCUGAUGGUGCUCCAGGAAAAGAUGGUCCAAGGGGUCCUACUGGUCCUAUUGGUCCCCCUGGCCCUGCUGGUCAGCCUGGAGAUAAGGGUGAAGGUGGUGCCCCUGGACUUCCAGGUAUAGCUGGACCUCGUGGUGGCCCUGGUGAGAGAGGUGAGCAUGGACCUCCUGGCCCUGCUGGCUUCCCUGGUGCUCCCGGACAGAAUGGUGAGCCUGGUGCUAAAGGAGAAAGAGGCGCCCCUGGUGAGAAAGGUGAAGGAGGCCCUCCUGGAGUUGCAGGGCCCCCUGGAGGUGCAGGGCCUGCAGGUCCUCCUGGUCCCCAAGGUGUAAAGGGUGAGCGUGGCAGUCCUGGUGGUCCUGGUGCUGCUGGCUUUCCUGGUGCACGUGGUCUUCCUGGUCCUCCUGGCAAUAAUGGUAACCCAGGGCCACCGGGCGCCAGUGGUGCUCCAGGCAAAGAUGGACCCCCAGGUCCUGCAGGUAACAGUGGUUCUCCUGGCAACCCUGGAGUGGCUGGGCCAAAAGGUGAUGCUGGCCAACCAGGAGAGAAGGGACCACCUGGUGCCCAGGGACCUCCGGGAGCUCCAGGCCCACUUGGAAUUGCAGGGAUUACAGGAGCACGGGGUCUUGCAGGACCACCAGGCAUGCCAGGUCCUAGAGGAAGUCCUGGUCCUCAGGGUCUCAAGGGUGAAAGUGGGAAACCAGGUGCUAGUGGCCACAAUGGGGAACGUGGUCCUCCUGGACCCCAAGGUCUCCCUGGUCUGGCUGGUGCAGCUGGUGAACCUGGAAGAGAUGGAAACCCUGGAUCAGAUGGUCUGCCAGGCCGAGAUGGUGCUCCUGGUGGCAAGGGUGAUCGUGGUGAAAAUGGCUCUCCUGGUGCCCCUGGUGCUCCUGGUCAUCCAGGCCCACCUGGUCCUGUUGGUCCAGCUGGAAAGAGUGGUGACAGAGGAGAAGCUGGCCCUGCUGGUCCUGCUGGUGCUCCUGGUCCUGCUGGUUCCCGAGGUGCUCCUGGUCCUCAAGGCCCACGUGGUGACAAAGGUGAAACUGGCGAACGUGGCUCUAAUGGUAUCAAAGGACAUCGAGGAUUCCCAGGCAAUCCAGGCCCCCCAGGUUCUCCUGGUCCUUCUGGUCACCAGGGUGCUGUUGGUAGUCCAGGACCUGCAGGCCCCAGAGGACCUGUUGGACCUCAUGGACCUCCUGGAAAAGAUGGAACCUCUGGACAUCCAGGUCCCAUUGGACCACCAGGGCCUCGAGGUAACAGAGGUGAAAGAGGAUCUGAGGGCUCCCCAGGACACCCAGGACAACCAGGCCCUCCUGGACCCCCUGGUGCCCCUGGUCCUUGCUGUGGUGGUGGGGCUGCCGCCCUAGGUGGGGUUGGAGGUGAAAAAUCUGGUGGUUUUGCACCUUAUUAUGGAGAUGAACCAAUGGAUUUCAAAAUCAACACUGAAGAAAUUAUGUCUUCGCUGAAAUCUGUUAACGGACAAAUAGAAAGCCUCAUUAGUCCUGAUGGUUCUCGUAAAAACCCUGCUAGGAACUGCAGAGACCUGAAAUUCUGCCAUCCUGAACUCAAGAGUGGAGAAUAUUGGGUUGAUCCUAACCAAGGUUGCAAGAUGGAUGCUAUCAAAGUAUUCUGUAACAUGGAAACUGGGGAAACAUGCAUACAGGCUAGUCCUUUGACUGUUCCACGUAAGAACUGGUGGACAGAUACUGGGGCUGAGAAGAAACAUGUCUGGUUUGGAGAGUCAAUGGAUGGUGGUUUUCAGUUUAGCUAUGGCAAUCCUGAACUUCCUGAAGAUGUGCUCGAUGUUCAAUUGGCAUAUCUCCGACUUCUCUCAAGCCGGGCCUCCCAGAACAUCACAUAUCACUGCAAGAAUAGCAUUGCAUACAUGGAUCAGGCCAGUGGGAAUGUAAAGAAAGCCCUGAAGUUGAUGGGGUCAAAUGAAGGUGAAUUCAAGGCUGAAGGAAGUAGCAAAUUCACAUACACAGUUCUGGAGGAUGGUUGCACUAAACACACUGGGGAAUGGAGCAAAACAGUCUUUGAAUAUAGAACACGCAAGGCAGUGAGACUACCUAUUAUAGAUAUUGCACCCUAUGAUGUUGGUGGUCCUGAUCAAGAAUUUGGUGUGGACAUUGGCCCUGUUUGCUUUCUAUAAGCCAAACUCUAUCUGAAACUCCAGCAAAAAAAAUUCCACAUUCCAUAUGUGUUCCUUUUGUUCUAACCUUGUCAACCAGUACAAGUGACCAACUAAAUUCCAGUUAUUUAUUUCCAAAAUUUUUGGAAAAUGUGUAAUUUGACAAAAAAAAGGAUACUUUUUUUUUUUUUGCUGUUCUACAAAUACAGUUCAAAUGCUUUUUGUUUUAUUUUUUUACCAAUUCCAAUUUCAAAAUGUCUCAAUGGUGCUAUAAUAAAUAAACUUCAACACUCUUACAAUAACACUGUGUUACAUUCUUGAAUCCUAGCCCAUCUGUACAGCAAUAAUUGUGCUCACCAGUAAAAGAUAAUCUUUCUUUCUGAAAUAGUCAGACAUGAAAUUAGAAAUGACCUCCCUCUUUAACUACCUCAACUGGUCAGAAACAGAUAAAUUCUUUGAGUCCCAGAAGACUGAACAAUUUGUGUAAGAUGACCAAAUGUAUGAAUCUCAUUGAUUAAUUUCCUAGAACAUUGGUUAAAAAAAAAAAAAAGGUAGUCCAAAAACUUAAGCAAACAUUUUCUAAGCCACAGUUAUCUUCAUCUUGGCUAUCAAAUGCUAUUCAAGGUGCUUCUCUCUUUACUUGUCAUUGCUGGUGAAAAUGAAAAACAUUUGGGAGGCUUUAAAGACACAUGUUAUGGUGCUAAUGAACUUUCACUUUCAGAACUCUGCUUUCAAACCAUGAAUGCACAAUGUCUGUACCUGUCUCCCAUCAGAAAGAUUAAUUGGCAUGCCACAGGGAAUCUGUCCCUUCAUCCUGUAAAAAUCAAACAAAUUACGGGGCUGCUUUUGUCACAAUAACACGGAGAAUGUUUUGAAAUUUUCCUUUGUAAGCUUGUAUGUGGUUGUUGAUCUUUUUUUCUUACAGACACCCAUAAUAAAAUAU
Molecule: messenger RNA, 5308 nt
Organism: Marmota flaviventris (yellow-bellied marmot)
Lineage: Eukaryota; Metazoa; Chordata; Mammalia; Rodentia; Sciuridae
Gene: Col3a1
Product: collagen type III alpha 1 chain
Molecular function (GO): protein binding; extracellular matrix structural constituent
Source: RefSeq, a predicted model, not a curated record